Molecule: messenger RNA, 667 nt
Organism: Seminavis robusta
Lineage: Eukaryota; Bacillariophyta; Bacillariophyceae; Naviculales; Naviculaceae
Source: the annotation of a GenBank genome assembly
AUGAUGCUGUUACUCCAACGACCUCGUCGGAUUGCCACGUUGUGGAUGACGCUGGCAGUGCUAUGGAUCGGUGUUUCCAUCGCCCAAGAAGAAGAAGAAGCUACCCAUGAAACGCCCCUGCUGGAAUCCUGCCGCCAAGAUGGCUUUGAUCCCUGGCAACUCUCGUGCGAGACAUGCGACUUGCUACCCACUACCAGCAAAUCGACAAGUAUAAAUCCUCAAGAACGCUGUUUGGAAUGCUGUCAGUCGUACAAGAAAUCGUCUCUGUUGACCCGCCCGUACGAAUCGGCCGUGCUGGUGCAUCGGCAGGAAGGUGCCGACAGUCAGUCGGAAAUGGCGCAGUUUUUAAAUGAACAUUGGGAAGGAUUGGUCCAAGAAAAGGGGUCGAAACGACUCUCGAAACUAGUGCGAAGUGACGAUUCUUCGGCAUCGUCCUCGUAUGGAUUCAUGUGGCGUCGACCAGCCCCGCAAUUGAUUCUUUGGUUUGAUGAAAUUGUUCCUCCCAAUCUGAAAUUGAAAGAGUACAAGAAUGUUUCCAAAGAAGUCAUUAAUUUGGACGGAUACAAGAAGGACGACAUUAAGGAUAUGCUGAGUACGCUUCUUCCAGAGAGCAAAACGAAAAAAUAGAUAACAUAAAUAAAUAAUUAGUGAAAGACGAUCAGCUGUG